CCUGACUUCAAUGACGUCAGGAUGCCGAGAUCUCGCCCGUUGCAAACAAAGAUGGUGGCUCCCUGACCGUACAUGUGGCUCCGCCGGCAGAAACCUUCCACAGCUGAACUUUAACGAGUUGACCGUCAGUGAAACCAGCGGCCGCCUCGCGGAGUGAAGCGAGCUCCUGCUCCGUGAAGUCAAGAUGCAGCACGACGACGUGAUCUGGGACAUCAUCGGGAACCAACAGUUCUGCUCCUUUAAAGUCAAGACCAGGAGUCAGGGCUUCUGCCGCAAUGAGUACAACAUCACGGGGUUGUGUAACCGGUCCUCCUGCCCGCUCGCCAACAGCCAGUACGCCACCAUCCGGGAGGAGAAAGGUCAGUGUUUCCUCUACAUGAAGGUGAUCGAGAGAGCAGCGUUUCCUGCUAAGAUGUGGGAGAAGGUGAAGCUCAGUAAGAACUAUGAGAAAUCUUUGGAAAUGAUCGAUGAGAGUUUGAUCUAUUGGCCUCGAUUCCUUCGACACAAAUGUAAACAACGUUUCACCAAAAUCACUCAGUACCUGAUCCGCAUGCGCAAGCUGGUCCUGAAGAGACGGAGGAAGUUGGUUCCUCUGAGCAGGAAAGUGGAGAGGAGAGAGAAGAGGAAGGAGGAGAAAGCUCUGAUCGCCGCUCAGCUUGACAACGCCAUCGAGAAAGAGCUUCUGGAGCGACUGAAGCAGGGAACGUACGGAGACAUCUACAACUUCCCGGUUCACGCCUUCGAUAAAGCUCUGGAGCAGCAGGACGAAGAUAGUGAGGAAGAGGAGGGGGAGGAAGAGGAAGAGGAGGAGGAGGAUGACGAGGACGUCGGGAAGAGAGAGUUUGUAGCAGAAGAUGAAGUGGAGGAAAGCGACCUCAGCGACUUCGAGGAAAUGAACAAACUGAGGACGAGCAGCGACGAGGAGGAGGAGCAAGACGAGGAGUCGUCCAGUGAGGAAGAGGAGGAGACGAAGGCCUCCGGGUCCAAGGGGAAAUGUCCCGCCAACGGCUCGGCGAGGAAGAAGAAGCGGUCGUACGUGGAGAUCGAGUACGAGAUGGAGCCCGCCCCCAAGAGCACGGCCACAUCGUGAUGUCACAGCCCUCGGCAGCCAAUCGGACUGUGACUGUGCUGAGGACACGCCCCCUCCACGUGGUCAUUGGCUUGUUGGUUAAUGGACACACCUGACCUGGAAUCAGAUCUAAACAAAGUGACUUUUACCUUCUUUAAAAAUAACGUUUUGUUAAAUGUUGAGUUCAUAAAUAUCUUGAAAGUGUCAAUAAAUCAGUUUUGGAAAACAACGUAAA
Cyclopterus lumpus (lumpfish) is the source of this 1304-nucleotide messenger RNA. RefSeq names its product MAK16 homolog (S. cerevisiae) (gene mak16). Lineage: Eukaryota; Metazoa; Chordata; Actinopteri; Perciformes; Cyclopteridae. Gene Ontology annotation, cellular component: nucleolus; preribosome, large subunit precursor. Bases 185 to 1090 code for a protein of 301 amino acids. The transcript is spliced from 10 exons. Gene Ontology annotation, biological process: maturation of 5.8S rRNA; maturation of LSU-rRNA. The record is from RefSeq and is a predicted model, not a curated record.